AGGGUCCUCUUUAACUCCUCGACAAUUACUCCUCAAUGGCAUUCUAUUACUUUCAUAUAAUCAACAUCCCAUCCGGCUUCCCAUAACACUACAAUCGAGGAUGCUACACUUUCAUAUUGAGGUCACAGCUUCUCAAUUGCAGACGUACUAGAUGGAUGCGCUUCGUUGUGCUACCACUAGCUUCUGCAACUUUUCUUUCUCUUCUUGCUUGCCAUUAUGGCUUCUUUCAGGCGCCUUCUGCCCAUUCUUCUUGUUUGGACUUACCUUUUAGGGUUUAUUACGGAAUAGAAAGACUUGGAGUUGGCAUGGUUGCCUCAGUAGUGUUGGAGUUCCUCGUGGCGGCUCAAUUGUUCUUUCCUCGGCGUUGACGAGUAUAUCUAUUAUUGUAUUCCUAUUCUUCUUUCAUUCGGCUAUGGG
Molecule: messenger RNA, 417 nt
Organism: Hyaloscypha bicolor E
Lineage: Eukaryota; Fungi; Ascomycota; Leotiomycetes; Helotiales; Hyaloscyphaceae
Exons: 3
Coding region: 156-368 (70 amino acids)
Source: RefSeq, a predicted model, not a curated record